CAAAGAAACAGAUGUAAUGAAUAUAUAGACACGCACUAGCGCGACUAUUAAACACUAGACGUAUUUUCUUCUGAUUUACUGGCUGUGGCUGGUGGUUGAGGAUUUUAAUAGUGUCAUAAUAUACUUUUAAGUCUUUUCGCACUACGUUUGUGAUUUGGUCUGGAUCAAUACUACGUCAUACUAUCGGAUUUAGUCUUUCUCAUUACGCCGUUGGUUCGACCAUAUUAAUAGGAACCUUUGUUAAUCAUAUGAACUCUAAGAGCAGCUUACAAGUAACAUUCAUUUCAUAAUAACUGUUAUCAUUUUGUUGUAUAAUAUUCAAUUUGCAUUGUAACCGUAAUUUGUUACUUUCUGCUCUACUCGUAAACAGACACUGAUGUUCGUAGUGAUAGUUCUUUAUGGUAUAUUAUUGUUAACUUUGUAUAUCGUUAUAUCUUGAAUAAUCACUUUUCUGGGAUUGAUCGCAAGUGCAACUAGGCGUAAAAGGCUAUCAACUGAUCGCUUUCCAGAAGUGACUUUAUUCAUUUCUUAACUAGGAAAAUUAAUCCUCACUAUUUAAAUGAACAGUGUUUAAAAAUAUAAAUGGUCGCCAGUUAACUGUUUGCUUAACAUCAAAUAUUGUGUUUUGUUUUAAAUAGUUCAGAAAGGUGAUCGCUUCUGGAUCUCCAUUGUAUCAUAACUUAAAGUCUCGAGUUCCACAACUCGUUAUUCUAGUAAAAGUACAAAGAUCCUUUUUAUAAGUGCACUUUUAACCUUUGAAAUACUUGAAUGUUCAUUAAGAUGUAUAUUUUCGUACUAGAUCUGUGUCAUUUCUACUUUUUGUAUUUAGAACUAAACAGCUCUUACUCGGUCUCAAAAAGCAAAUGUUUUCAGUUUGUCGACAGUUUUAUUUCAGCAAAGUCACUUUUGUCGCUUUACCCAGCAAAUAUCAGAGAGCAUUACACCAUGAGUCGAAACACAAAGCUGAAAAUAUAAAAUUAAGAGAGCCUUUCGCUGUCGUUGCUGGGAACUUGCCGAAGACAGCUUUGAAUGGUGAGCAAGCUUUCAAUUUUUUGAAUGAUGAUGCCAAAGUUUUUAUUCACGGCGGCGCAGCUACACCUACAAUACUUAUUUCGGAAUUUUAUAACUAUGUGAUGGCUAAAAAGCUGAAGAAUAUAUCGGCUUACCACAUUCAUACAGAGGGACCCUUUCCAAUUAUCAAUCCUGAAGCAAGUAGCCACGUCCGAUCUGUGUCACUUUUCACAGGCAGCAAUUGUAGAGAUCCAAUCAAAAGUGGAAGAGCCGAUUAUGUUCCUAUAUUUUUGAGUGAAAUACCACUCCUAUUUCGCAGAAAUAUCAUAAAACUCGACCUAGCAUUACUAAAUAUCAGUCCUCCAGAUGUUAACGGGUAUUGUUCUCUUGGUCCAAGUGUAGAUGUUACUCGUGCUGCUAUUGAGUCAGCUAAGCACCUCGUUGGUCAAAUAAAUCCGAGCUUACCAGUCACUUCUGGAGAUGCCCAUGUACAUAUAAGUAACUUCACGUCGAUCAUCCACGGGGAUAUGCCUUGUCACUUUAUGAAUCCACGACAAAUGACCGAAGUUGAAGAUAAAAUUGGCGCAUUGAUUGCAGAUAACCUAAUCGAUGAUGGUGCCACUCUGCAAACAGGUAUUGGGGCAAUUCCAGAUUCAGUCUUAAAUAAGCUUUCCAACCAUCGAAACUUAGGAGUUCACACAGAAAUGUUUUCAGAUGGAAUUAUUAAACUAGUUGAAAAUGGUGUUAUAACAAAUGCGAACAAGGUAGUACGUCCAGGGAAAGUUGUCACGAGUUUUGUCAUUGGUACAGAGAAUGUUUUCAAAUUUUUACAUGAUAACCCAUUGAUUGAAUUUCGUGAUGUGGCCUGGGUUAAUUCACCUUUUGUAAUAGCCCGAAAUCCAAAACCAGUUUCCAUUAAUUCAUGCAUUGAAGUUGAUCUAACUGGCCAAAUUGUAUCCGAUUCUGUUGGCAGUAGAAUCUACUCAGGAUUUGGUGGUCAAGUUGACUUCAUCCGCGGGGCUGCAAUAGCUGAAGAUGGUUUAGGCAAACCUAUAAUUGCUCUUCCAUCUACGACAAAACGUGGUGAAAGUAAAAUUUCUCCAUGUCUUAAACCUGGUGCCGGUGUUGUAACAUCUCGAGCUCAUGCUCAUUAUGUUGUCACCGAAUAUGGUAUCGCUUAUUUAUUUGGACGUAGUUUAAGACAGCGCGCACAUGCUCUUAUUCAAAUUGCUCAUCCAGAUCACAGAGAAUCAUUAGAAAAGGCAUCAUUUGAACAACUCAAAGUAGUUCCAUCAGCUGAUUAGAAAGAAAACUACGUGGUUCCAAAGAGAUAUGUGAAUAAGUAAAGAUGUGUAAAAUAAAACAAGUGAUGAAAUUCUUACAAACAUACUAUUAAUAAUUUAUGUAAUACUCGUACAUUGUGACAAAUAAUCUUGCGGAAAAUUUAUUUUUAACAUUGAUUCUGUAGUGCUUUUACUAACAUUUGUAUUUUACCACAUUGCUUUAUAAUUGUAUUUAAUUUAUACUUAUUAUUAGUGUUUAAGUUACAUUAUCUUCCAAGUCUCAGAUAUUGUUUGUCA
Messenger RNA from Schistosoma margrebowiei, 2591 nucleotides. Lineage: Eukaryota; Metazoa; Platyhelminthes; Trematoda; Strigeidida; Schistosomatidae. The record is from the annotation of a GenBank genome assembly.